Argiope bruennichi is the source of this 10830-nucleotide messenger RNA. RefSeq names its product sodium-dependent proline transporter-like. Bases 259 to 2370 code for a protein of 703 amino acids. NCBI's taxonomy places the organism in Eukaryota, Metazoa, Arthropoda, Arachnida, Araneae, Araneidae. Gene Ontology annotation, biological process: sodium ion transmembrane transport. Gene Ontology annotation, cellular component: membrane. The record is from RefSeq and is a predicted model, not a curated record. The transcript has 16 exons.
GUACUGGAAGCCUUUGAGUUUAGCUGCAUCAGCUCUGCUCGCAGAAAUCGAGUUGCGACUUCUUCAGACACAAUAUAAUUUAAAAAUCGUUUGGUCUAUAUUUUUUUCCCCAUUGGAACGUCCGUGAGAUGAUGGAUUUUAUCGCCUGAUGCGCUUAUAGUUAAGCCGCGAAAGUAGCGCGACGGAGGAAAAAAUUUUUUGUGUGAUUAUUUUCGAACUUAUUUGUGAACUUUCCCAUUAUAUUCGAAAAGUCUUCUAAUGGAUAUUAGCAUGUCAAGAAAAAGACAUUUUCUUACUGUUCCUCCCAAUCCCAUCUGUAUGGUGAGGUCCGAGGGCAACAUGUCGGGAUAUCAUCUGGCACCGACAUCGGAUAAUCGGUCUGUGGCGAUGCCACCGCCGAAUAUCGAUAUGCCGGACGGUUCGUUCAGCCCUUCGUUCACAGACGUCGAUGAAAACAAGGAGAGGGGCAACUGGUCGAGUGGCGUUGAGUUCCUGUUGUCCUGUCUUAGCUAUGCCGUCGGAUUAGGGAACAUCUGGCGUUUUCCUUAUCUCUGUUACAGGAACGGGGGAGGUGCAUUUCUGAUACCAUACGUAAUAAUGAUGGCCUUUGUUGGAUUGCCCCUUUUCCUGAUGGAACUGUCCUUUGGCCAGUAUGCCAGUGAAGGACCAGUGACGAUAUGGAAAAUAUGCCCUCUGUUUCAAGGUCUUGGUUAUGCCAUGUUUUUAAUGUCAGCGCUUGUAGGUGUCUACUAUAAUAUGAUUUUAGCGUGGGCUCUUUUUUAUCUGAUGUCUUCAUUUACAACCCACUUGCCAUGGAGUUCCUGCGAUAAUUGGUGGAACACAGAAGCUUGCAGGAAAUUUGACACGAAAAACUGCACCGCCCAUAACGGAACUGUGCUUUCCAAUGGAACAUGCGUUUUGCAGAGCGAAGUGAGCCCAUCAGAAUGGGACGAAUAUGUCAAGCACAAUACAAAGAUGGCCAGCGAUGAAUAUUUUCACAACUUUGUUUUGGGAAUCACUGACGGCCUCCACGAUCUGGGUGAAGUGAGGUGGCAGCUGGCCCUUUGCUUAUUGGCCUGUUGGGUCAUCGUCUUUGUUUGUCUCUGGAAAGGGGUGAAAAGUAUGGGAAAAGUGGUGUAUUUCACUGCGCUGUUUCCCUAUCUCGUCUUGGUGAUCUUGCUGAUCAGAGGUACGACCUUGGAAGGAUCCUACGACGGUAUCAUGUUUUACUUGACGCCUGAGUGGGAGAGGCUAUUAGAUGCCAAGGUGUGGGGUGAUGCAGCCAUGCAGAUUUUCUUCUCUCUUUCCCCUUGUUGGGGUGGAUUGAUAACCCUGGCCAGUUAUAACCGCUUUCACAAUAACUGCUUUAAAGAUUCUCUGGUCAUUACGUUUGGUAACAGUGCCACGAGUUUCUUUGCUGGAUUCGUUAUUUUCAGUAUCGUUGGAUUCAUGGCUCACGAAAUGGGAGUCCCCGUGAAGGAAGUGGCUGCUCAAGGUGCUGGUUUGGCAUUUAUUGCUUACCCAGAAGCAGUUGCUCGGUUACCUGUGUCUCCACUCUGGGCCUUCCUUUUCUUCUUCAUGUUGCUCACUUUGGGUUUGGGCACACAAUUUACCUUGAUUGAAACGGUUACUACAGCUAUUGUCGAUACCUGGCCAGAACGCUUGCGAAGAUUCAAAUCAUACGUUUUGGGUUUGGUGUGUACUGUCAUGUACCUUUCUGGAUUGAUCAUCUGCACAAAGGGUGGAAUGUAUGUACUUCAGCUGAUGGAUAAUUACUGCGCCAGCUUUUCUGCCCUCAUCAUUGGAUUGGUCGAAGUGAUUGUCCUUGCCUGGGUUUAUGGCGCUGAGCGUUUUCUCAACGAUAUCAAGGUCAUGAUGGGUCGCUACCCUUUUCCCUAUCAAUAUUGGAGGUUCAUGUGGAAAUUCGUUGUACCCAUUAUGAUCGCGUCUAUUCUGAUCUUCACAAUUAUGGACCUGAAACCAACCCAAUACGGCUCCUACGAGUAUCCUGAAUGGGCCACCUAUGUUGGAUGGUUGUUUUCUCUUGCUUCUGUCAGUGCCAUACCUUUCGUCAUCGUGCUCAAGAUCGCUAGAGCAAAGGGACCCCUUUUACAACGCAUUCGCAUUCUUCUCGAGCCUACUGAAGAUUGGGGACCCAAGCUCCAGAUGCACCGUAUGGAAACUCACAGCCCCAAACACACCGACUCUCAGGUUCCGUUGGCUCUUCCCAAUUACGACCCAGACGGUUAUGGAGACAGCGAGUAUGGCGACAACAUGGGUAGUAAGCUCAGCGUUGGGGAUGACAGCUGUUCCGAGUUCGAAGGUCUGCGUCUCAACAUACCCUCACGUGUUUCCGAGACAGGUGUGUGACCACAACGUGAGGCUCCUCACUUCACUUCACCGCUGCGUCCGGAACUGUUCGGCAUACCCAUCAAAAAACAAACGAUCACCACUAACGGAAGUCACCUUCCAGGUUAGCCCAGCAUAGAAAACCGAUAAUAUCUUGUGUUCUUUUCUGUCAGAAUGAACUGUGCUGGGCGUGUCCCUUCAUUCGAGGCUGGUCCCGUUUCGCUGACGAUACGCAGUCGCAUUAUUUGCCUAAUAUGGCGACGGGUUGUGAGUAGGGGAUGCGACUGUCACGUCAGUUUCAUCAGUCCUUUCACAAAUUGAGCAACAAUAGAAUCCAUUGUUUGGGACUAAUGUCAUUCAAGUGAUGCCAACGCAUGCUGAUGAAAUAGUAUUUGAUUUCUUUUUAUAUUGAAAUAUAAAUAAAAAUAGAACGAAUUUUAUUUCUUCUGAAUCCAGAACACGAUAGUGAUGCUAGCUACAUACUACUCAUUCUUUUGACUAAUAAGCUUAUCACCUUUCAAAAUUGUCACAACUGUCUAUAAAACAGAUUACCAGCUGUUAUAAUUAAUAUAUAAUCCGAAAAUUUCAUAACAAAUCUUGUUAUUUCAUUAAAUAGCUGAGGUCAAUGUGAAAUAAAUCAAUAAUUCUAAAUAUUUAUUAAACACUCUAUGAAACAAUUGGUUAUUCUAUGAAAUAACUAAUUAUUCUAUGUAUUAAUUCAUGAAAGAUAAUUAAAUAAUAAAAUGAAUGCAUAAUUCUCUUCAAGAAUUAGAUUGUAAAAAUUAGAACACAAUUUUCCGCACUCAUUAGAUUGUAAAAUUUAGAAUACAAUUCUUAUCACACAUUAACAAAGAACUUUUUUGUUAUAGUUAUACUUGCUCAAAAAAUGUUCAAACAUUUCUUUAAAAAAUUUUUUUUGCUUGUUUUAUUGCAUCACUUAAUGAAUCUUCCAAGUUAACUUAAUAUUUAAAAUAUUUUUUUAGAACAUACGAGGUUUCAUUAAACUUAAUCUUGAAACAUAAUUCAUUUUAGCGAAAGAAGUUACCUAGUUAUUCUUUUGUUAUACAUAUUAAUAUACACUCUAACAGUAAAUGAUCGUCGUUAUUUUAUGAAAUAACUGAAUAAACCAUAUAAUACCAGUAUAUUUUAAUUUUUAACUGAUUUCCUGCCCUAAUUCCAGAAAUAACAAGUUAUGAAAUAACCGAUUUUAUAUUUUUUUAACAUGUUCACAAAAGUUUUAGUAAUACAACUUUGAAUUCAAAAUUAUUUAAUAAAGAUAAAUAAGACUUUUCUUGAUUAAUCGCAUUAUAAAUUAUUAAAAAUUUCCAUUAUAUAUACCAUUUAACCCCAAAGUUGGUUUUGACCAAUAUUAUACACUCUCAUACUAUAUAUAUAUAUAUAUGUAUAUAUAUUGUACUAUUUUAUGUUAUUUAGAAUCUAAAAAAGUUGUAUAAGUCAGUAUCUAAAAACUGUUUUCUUUGAAAAUGUGAAAAACAUAUUGAAAUGAAAAAACAUAUUCAAAUAAAUUUCAAUUAAAAGUACAAGUACCUAUUCAUAUUAAACUAUUUUGUUUUUGGUGUAUUUAGAAAUCUCUAAAAGUAGUUGUAAUAUAUUACUACGAGUAUAGAAAGAGUAACAAAAUUAAUUUAUGUAUUUUUAUUUUUUAUCUCUUCAUCUUCCAUUUUUUAAUAAAAAAAGGGCCACAAUAUUUUCAAAUGAAUUCAUUUCCAACCAUCUAUCAAUAAGGAAAAUUCUUUGACAAAAAAUUAUUGACCCUCUAUUAAGUCAGCUUAUCUUUAUUAUCAUUAUGUUAAAUAAAAAUUUAAUUUGAUUUUUGUUUUCCAAAUUUCCAAACUGAGAAUACCAUCUGUUUUUCUCAAUAAACUGUCUUAAACGAACAGCUAGCAUCACUAUCUCUUUCUAGAUUUCACUAUUUUAACAGAAGUUUCAUGUUUAUAUUGGUUUGUUAAUGAGAAUAUCCCCUAUUAGCACAUAAUUAUCAUCCAGCGUUUGCAUUAUGCCGAGGAGUAUUUUAAUGCUACAUAUUGGAUCCAUGGAUGUAUUCAUUUAUCAGGUAACAUGAAUUUGUUUAAUAAAAGGUUAGAAAUAAAUGAUUUUUAUUCUUCAAAAUUGCAUGUUCUGCUUCUGUUAACAAUUAAAUAUGAAAGGAAAACAAUUAAGUUUAUUAUUGACAUUACUUCACUAAAAUGGUAAUUUCCAUUCAAAGAUGUUUCCCAACAAACACAUUAUAUUUCAGAUGAAUGUUGUGAGCAUAAAAGGAAAUAUUUCACAAUAUUUCCUUGUAAUAUUGGCCAUUUUUGUGUGCUAACAGGGGUGCCUCUGUAAUUAACAAAACAAGCUUAUUAGUUCCUAGUACGUUUUUAAUGUUUCUGAACCAAUAAACCAACAAGAAAUUUUGAUACAUAUUUUUUAAGAAUUCAUUCAACUAUAAUAUUUGGAACUUGCGAUGUUUGUUUCAUCAUAUUUUGGUAAAUUUGUUUGUUGUUAGAAUACUCGUUCAUUCAUUGUUAAAACGUAAAAGUUACAAUAAAGUAACUUGCUGUAUUUCUGUUUUUGUUUGUUUAGGCCGAUUUACUAUAGAAAAUGAUGUUUUUGUUUUUGGAAAUUGAAUUCACAUUUGUAAUGUUGUGUCACAAAAUUUUGAAAAUUUAAAUUACAUUAUUUUUAUAUGUUAAUAGUAAAGUAAAACAUAAAAAACAUGCUUCUUUUAAUGAAUAGGAAAGUAAUUUGUUUCAUAUUUUUGAAAGAACAAAUAAUUUAAAUCGUUUAUUUAAUAAUCAUUUUUCAAAUGAUAGUUAUUUAAUAAAUUAAAUUAGAAGAUAAAUUAUCUGCUUGAUAAGGCUUAUUUCCUCAGUAUUGUUUUUUUUUUUUUAAAUAUUGUCAUUUUGUAUUCUUGGAAAAUAAUGCAGCAAACAAUUUUUGUUUGUUUGGACUGACUAACUAUUGAAAUAUUCUGUUCUGUUUUAGGAUUGGAAUAAAUAGCUGUAACAUUAUGUCACAAAAUUUGGAAAAUUAAAUAUUAAUAAGUUUCCUCAAAUUCCAACAACUUAUUCAUUCUGAAUAACAAUUAUUUUCUUUUAAUGUCCACCUCCAGCCCAAAUAAUUAUAUCGAAAUUCCGAUAUAUUUAUUCAAAAUGAUUACUGAUUUUAGCAUGGUUGCUUCAGUAAUUUUAUGAAUAUUUGGGGAAAAUAUUUAUAUUCUUACAGCAUAGAAACUAUGAUUGUAAUUUUUUUCAUUUAAUCUUUAUACUGUUUAUUCUAGACUUAAUUAAUUCGUUCUCAGCAUUAAUUAUUUCAAAUUGUAUUAUCUUCAUCAUGGUUCUAUAAAAUAUACAGAAAAUAGGUUUUAUCAUGAAGGCAUAGGAAUUAAAGCUGUAGAACAUAAUUUUGUCUUAAAUUUUGUAAAAAUAAGAAAUGCAUUUUUGUGAAUACAAUUGCGCCAGAUGAAAUUUUUUUAAACAAUUCGAGUCAAUAUUUUGUAUGAGGAGUUUUUAAAACUAUUUUCGAUAAAAUAUUUUUCUUUGAUAUCUUUGGACUAUCAGAAAACAUUUGAUAGUUCUUUUUAUUAGUUAUUUAAGGUUAAUAGAGAGCUAUAGUUCAGUAAAAUAGCAUCAUUCUAAAUUGAGAGAUAGAACUGGAAAAAAAAAGUACAAUGCUUUGAAAAUAUGGAGAUUAAAUCAAUUAGCAAUUAGCAUAUUAAAAUUCUUUUUUAAUAUUAAAAUGCUUAAUUAUCAUCAGAAUUUCUGAUGAAAAUUCUUAAAUUGGAAGAAAUAUUUCAAGAACUUGAACUAAAAUUGCAAUUUUCUUUUUGAACAUUAUAUAAAAAUUUUCUAAUAUCUACUGAGAUAUAAAUGCCUAUGACCCUUUAUAAAUAAAUUUGAUUUUUAGAUUUUUUUAGCUAUAAAAUACAAAAUUACUUUGUGUAUGAAGAAUGUGUAUAUAAAAGAAUAAAAAUAUUUAUUCAAGUAUAUCUUGGAAGAGUGACUACACUUUUUAAAAAUUUUUCUUUUGACAUUUUAUGAAGAUUGAUCUUCCUCAAUGUACAUAUUCUGAUUCUGUAUUGUUCAUUUGUAACUCGUAAGUUCCUGUUAUUUUAUUUAAAUAAGCUCAAAUGUUGAUAAUGGUUGUUUAUUUUAUCCUAUUUCCAACUUAUUUAUGAAGAGAAAAAUACACACUUGUUAGGUUGUUUUAGUGCUUCUUAAAUUUUAAUCUUUUUUAAUAAUAAAUAUUGGUAAUUUGUUGAAAUAUUAAACAACUGAAUUUGAAUUUAAUUUUCAUUAAAUGCAUUGCAUUACAUUUUCUUUUCAUUACGCCAAAUAGAGUAGUAAAUGUUUCUUUGCUAUUGUGGUUUGCCUGUAACGCAAUUUCAGAAAUUAUAUUAAAUGUAUUAAGUUAGCAUUAAUGGAAUAUUUGUUGCAUGUUCAUAAAUAUUUAUGAAAAGAAGCUUUUUCAACAUUAUAUAUAUAUAUAUUACUUAUAAUCGCAUUAUACAUGGGAUAUCACUUUUGUACAGUACUGUUGUACAUAGCAUGAUAUGUAUAUCUGUUGCAUACAUGUGUACAAAACUAUGUAUAUUCUUACGUACAUAUAUUCAUAUAUAUAUAUAUUGUUUCAGCGUACCUAAAAGCAUUGUUUUGUUUAAUUGUUCUUGUGUGUAUGUCAUAUCAUAAGUGCCGAAUUACAGCUUUCUUCUGAAGAAUUUUUUACACUGCAGUGGAUGUGCAAAAGAAAUGAACUAACUGUUUAGUAUAUUUGCAACCUGACUAUUCAUUUCUUUUGCACUGUGCUAAAAUGUGCUCAUAUAAACAUGGUUUCCACAAUCCUAAAUGAAAUUAAAAUCAAAUUAAUCUUCCAAAUUAGUUCGAAUUAUUCAGCAGUUUUUUUUUUCUUAAUGAACUUUAGUAAAAUUAUUAUUAAAAUUCAUUGCAAAAAAUGAACAAUGAAAAUCUUCAUUUUGAAAAUAGAAUAAUUAUAUUCCUUUAUUUUUUUAAAGCAACAAAUUUUAUUUUCAUAAAAAAAAUUAAAUUUUUCUUAUUUUAAAUUAGAAUUAUCUUAAGUCUUUACUCUGUUAUAAUUCUAAGAACUAUGCAGAAAAAUAUUAUAGAGCUCAAUAAAAAAAUAAUGUCAUAACUAUUCUGAAAAAAGUAUUUCAAAUCACUAAAAAAUGGAAUAUUUUUUACCAAUAAAAAACAUUGUUCUAUAACUAUUUUAUAAAGAAAUUAAUUAAUGAAUGUAAAUAAAAAAUAAUUAAACAAUUAUGUAAAAAAAAAACUGUUAUAUGGUAAAAUUUAUUCAAGGUUUGGGUCGUCAUUUCCUUUUUAUCUUUUUUGUAAUGUAUUGAAAAUUAUAAAAACUUAUUUUCUUUCCUCCAAAUUAAUUAAUAUUAAAAAAUUAUGUAAAAUUUUUCCCAAGUUUUUAGUCACUGUUUUUCUUUUUAAAAAAAUCUUUGUAGUGUAUUGAAAAUUACUUUUUUUUUUCCUCCAAAUUUUUUUUAUGUUUAUUACAGAUUUCAGAGCUGAAAAAUUCUUAAAGAUAAUACAUUUAUUAAAGUUUGAUGAUACUAUUAAAUGCUGAAAUGCAUCUACAUAACAAUCUUGAUCCUAACAUGCAUCUGCAUUUUAAUAAUAGCUAUGAAAUUUUCUCACUAAUUCAUUGAAUUUAUUUUGUUUUGUAAAAAGAAAAUGUCAAAGCUUUAAAAAAUUAACUAUAAAAUAUUUUUUUAAUUAAAAAAAAGUGCUGUCGAUUUUUUUUUUUUUUUUUUUUUUUUUGUUAAUUGCCAGUGAUAUUCAAUUUCACAAGAAUGGAUACUAAAUAUAAUCAAGCGAAAUGUGGGAACCAUGGUGCAUUCAAAACUGUGAUUUAAAUGUUGCUAAAAUAUUUGAUUUUUGCUUUGAGCAAUAUGUAAAUUAGAGAAUGAAAUCUGAAUUUUAACUAGUCUCGAUUAGGAUGUGCAUUGAGUGCCCAGAAAUUAUUCUAUGAACUUGUUAAAUAUUAUUUUAACAGUCUAGUUCUGUACAGAAUUUUUAUGGAAAAAAAUAUUGAUUACUGCAUGAUAUAAUAGAUGGCGCUGCUGAUUAUUUUUCCCCAAAGAACUUCUAUUGCUUGACGGGAAUUAUAACAUUCAGCCAAAAUAUAUUUGUACAGUUUAAUCAUUUUGAAAGCUGAAUGGUUUACAUUAUAUUUCAUUGUGUUUUGUUUUUAUUAUGAUACUUUGUUGUAUUUUAGCCUGCUCUUCAAAUUUUAUAUUCUCUUUUAAUUUAUAGCUUUCCUUUUUCUGUUAAAUAUAUCAGUGUGGUUAAAAUCUCAUUUGGCGAUAUAAUUUUAAUUUCUCCUUAUAUUUUGUAAAGUUUUAAAUAAUAGCAUAAAGUUCUAACAGAAAUCAUUAAAUAUGCUAUUAAUUACUAUUCUAGAUUCUUCUUUAGACAACAUUGAUUAUGUUAUUUGAAUUAAAUCGUUAAAAUUAGUUCACAAAAUAUAUAUAUGUGGAAAAAAAACUUUAUAUAUAUAUUAUUGACUUGUUGGUCUUGAACAGAAUAUUUUAUUAAAGUAUAUCGAAAUAGUACAAAAUAUAAAAGAUAGUAACAUUGUUAAUCUAAUUAUCACUUUUGAUUUGAUAAUCCUAAAUUAUUAAAAAAAAAUUAAAAAACUGAAGCAGGUACAAUAUUUAUUUUAUCAAAAAGAAUUCAUGGUAGAGAUUUUAUCGAACCUUUUGCAUCCAAUUCCAUUUAAAUCAAACACAUGUUUACUUUUCACAUGCCUUAAAACUUUCACACAGAAAUAUUGUCUUUAUAAAAUUUUAACAUAAGUUGUUUCAUAAGUUAGGAAUAGAAAGUGAAUCGUCAAAUGAGAUACAAAACUUAUUUUCAUUUUUUUAGUGACAAGAAAAAUAUAUCGAUAAAAUACAUCGAAUUUCUACAUUUCGAAAAUGUGUUCUUUUGUUUUGAAUGUCAACUGAAACCUCGGCAGCUGAUUAUGAUUAUAACAAAAAUUCAUGUAAUAUCCCAGUUUCAAUAUUUCUGUACUCAGACAACAUAUGUAACAUAUCGCAGUUUUUAAAUUAGUUGCAUUAUUGACCUUCAACGAAUUAUUGUAUAAUAAAUCAAAUUUAAAGUAUCAACGCCUGUUUGGGAUUUAAUAACUGUUUUAAAAACAUAGGAUGGAUAAUUUUUAAAGAAAUUCUUUGUUGGCGUUUUUUUUUUUUUUCUAUGUACAUUUUUGCAAUAUUUGAUUGGUUUUUAUAAUAAUAUAUUUGUUGUUUGUUUGUAUAACUUUAUUAUUAUUAUUUUUUACUUUUUAUUCUAAUAGUUUUCUAUGAUGAAUUUUAAAAUAGGAAUGGCAUAAUUUCGGUUGCUGUUAUCAUGCACCAUUUUUUUAAAGUAUAGUUAAUCAUGCUUAGUUAAAAUUCAAUUAAAAUUUGCAUCCAAGAUUUACAACUUUUUUUAAAAAUCAACUUGCUAUCAAAUAUUAAAUUGCUAGUCUUAGAAUCCUUAGCCAAUCACUUAAUGUACUUCCGAAUAACUUUUUCAAAACUAGAUAAAUUUUUUUUCAGCCGUGCCAUUUGAAAGCUGUAAUUGUAUAAAUGUCAUUUAUUGUAUUUAGUUUUUAAUCUUGUUUUACCGUAGAAUAUUUUAAUUCUUGUAGCCAUCAGGUUAAAAUAUCAGCAAAUCCAUUGAUACCAACUUCUAUGUUCUUUCAAGUCAUUUUCAUUUUAAAUGAAUUUGAAGCUGAUUCUAUCCGAUUAGUUUGUUUAUUUUAAUUUUGAUACUUCAUAAAUGCUAUGUUUUUUUUAAAAAUUAUAUGUUCUUUUUAAAUGAAAAAAAAAAAAUGGUAUUAAUGAGUUUAGUCCAAAAAAAUCUGAAUAAAAAUGAUAUUUGCAUUUAUCAAUAGUACUAUUAUCAUACUUUUUCGAAUGCAUAAUUAUUGUUACUCAUUAGAAAAAGAUAAAGAGAUAUGUGAUUCACCAAUGUAUGUGAAAAACAUUUUGAAUUAUAUAAUAGACUGCUUUAAAAUAAAAUCGAAAGAAAUUAUUUAUAAAUUACAUUUUUAUAUACUUUCAUAAAUAUGGAAUCCUGACAUUACGUUUUAUUAAUAUUAAAGCUUUUUUAAAAAACAAAUAAAGAAAAUAAUUCUCGAGUAUGAAUAAAAGAGUAGCAAUUUCAUUUGAUAAAAAUUAUGUUUCUACCCCCCCCCCCCCAUCUUGCUUGCAUUAUCAUACUUUAUUACAUGUUAUCUUGGUGCAUGCUAUUGUCACAGUGAUAUCAUAUCCAUUUAUAUAAAAUUCAUUUUCAUAACAAUAAAGUAUUUUUACUGUUAAAACUCUACUGUUGGAAGUAAUGUUAACUACAUUCAAUGCAGCAAAAGGUAUGUUUUAUGGUACGUGUAUAUUUUACUUAUAGAAAUGUGUUUUGAAGUGGAUUGUAACAUAUGUUGUUCUGUGUCAUUAAACUUUUGUUCCAUUAA